Messenger RNA from Meyerozyma guilliermondii ATCC 6260, 828 nucleotides. RefSeq lists its product as uncharacterized. The record is from RefSeq and is a predicted model, not a curated record. The transcript has a single exon. Bases 1 to 828 code for a protein of 275 amino acids. NCBI's taxonomy places the organism in Eukaryota, Fungi, Ascomycota, Pichiomycetes, Serinales, Debaryomycetaceae.
AUGGCUAGCCCGGAUUCGUUCAGCAGGCGGAUUCUCGCAGAAGAGCUUCAGCCACGGAAGUCGCUCCUUUCUUCCAGUCUUGCCGGGGAAAACGUACAUCCACAAGCGUCGCAGCCUCUUAAUAUAGACAGUGCCAUGCUUACCGACGAACAUCCUGAGCCCGAGUUGCUAGCGCUGUCUGUUGGCAAGGAAAUCGAUGGAAGAAUCAUACCGUCAUCGUCCACAAUAUCACUUCUUUCGUUGAACCAAGACCUUGAAGGAUCAAACCAACCGGUGGUAGUUUCUGCUCCGCAACAAAACUCGAACCGAGUUCUGCCCCAGGUUUUUCAAAAUGCUCAAAUGCAGCCUUUCAAGCCAGCGCCUAUAACCAGUCGCAAUUCAGUGACCAGGUUAAACCAACAUAGAUUCCAGACGUACCGACUGCCCCCGCCGCCUUCUAAUGCUACUUUACACAGCCAACUAGCGGGGCAAACACCAGCAGCAAUUCCAAUUCGUGAAGUAGUCCCCGACUCACCCAUGUUGGACCCCACGUCAAUAGGUGGUCUGCCCUCUAGGUUUUGGCUUUCGUCACAGACGCCGCCACGGUCCCUUGCUGGAUCGUAUAAGAACAAGAGUUAUCAGUUGCAGAUGCUGCAGAUGCAUGGAACGAUGGCGGCACGCGAGCCAAUGUACGUGGCCAAGGGAGGAGGGUCGUCACCAAUCUUGUAUCCAGUUCAAACCCCUUCGGAGGAUCCCCCUAUGACGCCAUUGUACUUGAAUGGCGAUGACUAUUUUGCGCUGCGAAUACCAGAAAAGGAGGAAGAGAUGGACGAAAGUGAGCAGGAAUGA